Didymodactylos carnosus is the source of this 1621-nucleotide messenger RNA. The record is from the annotation of a GenBank genome assembly. NCBI's taxonomy places the organism in Eukaryota, Metazoa, Rotifera, Eurotatoria, Philodinida, Philodinidae.
AUGAGAUGUUGCAUUUGUGGUAAUAAUUUGGCUCUUUAUUAUUUACGUAUCAAAUGUCGUCCAAGAACAGGAGUUAAGAACAAGGGUGGUAUUGUACAGGUUAUCGCGAAUGAACCAUUGUUGUCACGAUAUGCUACUGAACACUCGUCAGAAUUAUCGAAGUAUCAAUCAACAAUCUCAAGGACAAAAUAUGUUGAUGAUACAUUUGCCAUUAUUCACGGUACUCAAAAAGAUUUAUUUAAUUUUGUAAAAUGGAUGAAUAAGUUAGAUCCUUCUAUUAAAUUUACAGUUAAGGUUCAAUCUGAUCAUAAACUGUCGUUCCUGGAUAAUCUUAUACAGCGUACAUUUAAUUUAAUUUAUAAAAUGAGAAUGAGAAAAUUAGUACAUCCUCUAAGUUUAAUAGUUAUCAUCUUGGGUAUAUCAAUACCUCUCUAUUAUCAAUCACUCGAUAUAAACUAUUUAAAAAUUCGUGUCAUUCAUCAACUUCUGACAUUUAAAUUUCGUUUUUCAACGAGUGACAAACGUCCUAUUAGUGUCGAUUUUAAAGCAUUUGAAGUUUUGAUGAAAAUGAAUCCAUUUAUCAUUGACUAUAAUCAGCAUCCAAUUGAAGCUGCAAAACAAAUUAGAGAAGCAUACGAACUCGAUGUUCUAUUACCAAAACCAUUAAAAUGUCGAAUAAUUAAGCAAGAAUAUUCUUAUCAAAAUCAUACUGUUGAUUCAUAUUGGGUGGAUGAUACAGAUGAGAACAAUGACAAAAAUACACUCAUAUUGUAUUUUCAUGGUGGUGGAUAUGUAUUUGGUAAUAUUAAACAAUAUCAGGGUUUUGAGUGUUAUUUGUCAAAACUAUUCAAUUAUAAAGUGAUACAUUUAGGUAAGUGAGUCCAAUGUAACAACAAGUUCUUUUAACACAUUAGAAGUUUUUUCCUACUAUUUGGAAAGUCAGUAACUCACAUUUAGUAAAAAUUUUCAGCUGUUCUUACGAUUAUCUUAUAAGAUCGUGUAAGAUUUUAUAUUUUAAGAUGUUGACAGGAUAAUCGAAGAUUUUAAUUUUUAGAUUGGAGUAAGAUCUGAUGCCUCUUCUUUCAUUCAUCCUUUUAUUUUGCCCUGAUGCAUCUAACGGGUUAUACAUAAGUUUUGCAAUAAAUGUUAAUCACAAUUUUUUCAUAUUUCCAAUAUUCCGGAGACGUCGCUUUAUUUUUAUUUGAAAGAGCAAAGUCUAAACUACAAAACGUGUAUCAAAAAACUUUAUUAAGAAAAAAUUCAAAAACUAAACAUCACUAAAAAUGUUCUGAUAAAUUAUCAAAAUGUCUGCUCUCUAUCUUCUUCGAAACGGUUCUUUUCUCAUUUACGAAUAAGUUUCAAGAAUGACUGAUUAUUACAUAUAAAAAUAUGAUACAAUUUACAGCAGUUUUAAGUCUAGUCAUUCUAAUUUAUUAUUAUACACAAUGUGACAUUUCGAAAUGUACAUAUUUCAUUAUCAGACAAUGAGAUACGAAGUUUACUAUACAGAAAAUGUGAUGUAACUGAAGAGAAAGUCAAAAUAUGCACAACAUAUAUAUUUGCCUUUUCUGUUCUUCUAGAACAAGACAAAAACCACUAACACGACUGUAAACAAUUGAAU